This is a messenger RNA of Xenopus laevis (African clawed frog), 4795 nucleotides long. RefSeq names its product pyruvate dehydrogenase [acetyl-transferring]-phosphatase 1, mitochondrial. The transcript is spliced from 2 exons. NCBI's taxonomy places the organism in Eukaryota, Metazoa, Chordata, Amphibia, Anura, Pipidae. The record is from RefSeq and is a predicted model, not a curated record. The coding region runs from base 1135 to 2823 and encodes 562 amino acids.
AAAAAUCUUUUAAGGAACUUUUUGUUUCAAUGUAAAAUUGUACAAAAUGCUGUUUUAUUGUUGGGGUCUGGACAAGACAAGUGGGAUACGUAUUUGUUAUCAUUGGAUUCAGCAGAGUCAGGGAUUAUACAAACAGAAAAAUUGUUGUCAGUAAAUGUCACUUUUCCUGUAAAAAAGACACAAAAUAUUGUGAAAUUUAUUUCACUUUUUUUUUAUAAACAUAUUUCACUUAAGAUUUUUAUUACAUCUGCAGAAAAAGUACACAAUUAUGUUACAGUGUUGAAGCCAAAUCCAUAUAGAAAACCACAAGAUAUGAUUUGCCUUAUUUAAUGUAGGUCAGUAGAGGUUCCCUAUUAGAAGGAAUCGUGUGGCAGUGAAAGGGUUAAACAGGGAGAGUCUGGGGAAGGAGGGGGAGUGGCUAAACCUGCAGUGGAUCCUAUAUCAUGCUGCCAGUGACGGGCUCAGCUUCUGCCUUUGACUUUAUAAUCACUUACUGAUGCUUCCCUUCUGCAGCUCCUCUCUCUGUACUUUCAUUAGAAGCGCUAAACUCGCAGACCCACAGAACAACUGUUCAGUAACUGAGCCUAAAGUCUGUCACUCAGCCUCUCACGUGACCCCCCAGACCCCCCCCCAGUCUCCUGCACAUGAACCCAAUGCACUUUCCGUCCUUUUUGUUGUAUAGUGUUUCAGAGGAGCUGUCCAUUGGCUCUGGGUUGGCACAUGACAGAGUGACAACCAAUCAAAGCGGCCAUGGGCGGGAAUACGUCACUGCCUCAGCCAAUCCUAGAAACCCAGGGCGGGAAUUGGCUACUCUUAUUGCUGCUGCUAUUGCUACCGGUGGGGGAGUGGGCUUUAGAUUGUGAGUGGAAGGGCUGCGGCUCGGUGUGACGCACUGUCGGCUUCAUUCUCCUUUUCCCCCCUCAGUCGCCAACUUCUCCCCCACCCGCGUCUGUGGGUUUCCCCUCGGAGGGAGGGACGCGCUAGAGCCGUGUGAGAGUGGCUGCAGGUACACACAACCCCUCGCUUCGCACUCUCUGUCCCCUUUGCUUCUCUCUGUUGUGUCUCUUUCUGUUUCCGUGUCGGAGUGUCUCCCCCGUGUGUCCUGUCCCGCCGGGCGGUGCUGCCGGUUGGUGGAUGUUCUCAUCUUGUUGUGACAGGAGAAUGUGUGUAUGUCCCGGGCCCAGGCGCAUCGGCGUGCCAGGCAGAAGUUGUUCUCCCUCCUUACUGUUUGAUGCAAUGUCGGCUCCAACUCGGCUUCUUUUCCCUCUGAUUAGAAACUGUGAAUUUGGCAGAAUAUGCAGUUCUGUAUGCUACUGCCACCACAAGCAUCUUUGUUGCUCAUCAAGCCACUCUUCGUUAAAACUAGGGGCAGAUACGAGGCACGUAUCAGCCUUUCACAACCCCAGAUGUGCUCAAGUGAGGAGAUACGUAACUACUCCGCAAAGGUUUUACCUCACCCCGCCACAGGUCAACAGUAUUCUCAAGGCCAACGAAUACAGUUUUAAAGUUCCAGAGUUUGAUGGAAAAAAUAUCAGCUCCAUCCUUGGGUUUGACAGCAACCAGUUGCCAGCAAAUGCUCCAAUUGAGGACCGGAGAAGUGCAGCGACAUGCCUACAGAGCAGAGGGAUGCUGCUCGGUGUAUUUGAUGGACACGCCGGUUGUGCUUGUGCUCAGGCCGUCAGUGAAAGACUCUUCUAUUACAUCGCGGUUUCUCUGCUGCCUCAGGAAACUCUGCUUGAAAUUGAAAAUGCGGUGGAAAGUGGCCGAGCUUUGUUGCCCAUAUUACAGUGGCACAAGCAUCCAAACGAUUAUUUUAGUAAGGAGGCUUCAAAGAUGUAUUUCAAUAGCUUAAGGACCUAUUGGCAAGAGUUGAUUGACCUUAACACGGGUGAGACUACUGAUGUAAAGGAAGCGCUUAUUAACUCAUUUAAAAGACUAGAUAAUGACCUUUCUUUGGAAGCACAAGUUGGAGACCCAAAUUCUUUUCUGAACUACUGGGUCUUGCGUGUCGCUUUUUCUGGAGCUACCGCUUGCGUGGCUCACGUGGAUGGGGUAGAUUUGCAUGUUGCCAACACGGGUGACAGUCGGGCGCUUCUUGGUGUCCAGGAGGAAGAUGGGUCAUGGUCAGCAGUGACAAUGUCUCACGACCAUAAUGCUCAGAAUGAAUCAGAAAUAAUAAGAGUCAAAUCAGAACACCCGAAGGAGGUUAAGACUAUCGUCAAACAGGAUCGACUUCUUGGAUUAUUGAUGCCAUUCAGAGCUUUCGGAGACGUAAAGUUUAAAUGGAGCAUUGACCUCCAGAAACGUGUUGUAGAGUCUGGCCCAGAUCAACUCAAUGACAAUGAGUAUACAAAAUUUAUCCCUCCUAACUACCACACCCCUCCGUAUUUAACUGCUGAGCCAGAAGUGAUAUAUCAUAGGUUACGACCAAAGGAUAAAUUUCUCAUUUUGGCUACUGACGGUCUUUGGGAAACCAUGCACAGGCAAGAUGUGGUAAGAAUAGUAGGAGAGUAUCUAACAGGAGUUCAUCACCAGCAGCCUCUAGCUGUAGGAGGCUACAAAGUCACUCUGGGACAGAUGCAAGGGUUAUUAAUGGAAAGAAGGGCCAGGACUUCUUCUGUGUUCGAAGAUCAAAAUGCAGCCACCCAUUUAAUACGUCACGCGGUGGGAAACAACGAAUUUGGAGCUGUAGACCACGAGCGUCUGUCAAAAAUGCUCAGUCUGCCAGAAGAAUUGGCCCGGAUGUACAGAGACGAUAUUUCAAUUCUAGUGGUUCAGUUCAACUCACACGUCAUUGGAGCACAUCAGAAUAAAGAUCAGUGACAUACAAUAUGCAUGUAUUACAUAUAGCUACCAAAGUGGAAGGGGUAAAGCAACUUGAUCUUGGAAGGAAAACAUUUCUAAGAAUAAUAUCCCACGUGUUGAUGUAUAUACAGUUGCUCAAGUCAAGAGUUGAAUGCCCGGAUCAAUGCAGAACAUGUUUAAUAACCAAUUUUACGCAGUUUUGGGACUAUUUUUCUAAUGUAUUUGCUCAAGUGUUAUCUAUGCAGUUGCAGCACUUAUUUAAUGCUCCUUUUUUGGAAACAUGACUUGGGGAGGGGGAGUCAUUUGAGAAAUGAGGCUAUUGUUUGGGAAUAUGUCAAACAAAUCAAAUCACAAUCUUCUGUAUUUUUUUUUUUUUUCAUAGUGUCUAAAGUAUUUGUCUGCUGCACUGUGUGCCAUAAAUAACCCAUAGUAUGAACUCCAUGCUUGCAGAUGUUGGGAAAGUUGCUGCAACUUUUUUUUUUUUUUUUUUAAUGUUUGCAUAUCAAAAUCCCAUUCUUUUGUUUCUUGCAACUCACUAUUUUAGUAUGCUAGUAGCACUUACCUACCUAUAAUUUUAAGCAUGCCUUUCUCCAGGAAAACUCAAGGAGCGUGAUCUUGAUUGGGAUGUGUCUUCCACAUUUAAGCAUGACCGCUGUGUGAACCAUUGAAAGGUUAAGAUGGCACAGUUAGUCACACAAAUGUGAUCUGUUACCUGUCAUUGCUUAGAGUUCUCUGUGAAGGUUUUAUUGCUCCCCACAGCUUUAAGGCUGAAGAAUUUGUGGUAGAUACAUUGGUUGUGCAUAGAGGCUUUUUGGGAUUGGCUGAUGGUAAGAACCUAUUGGCUGUAAACCACAUAUAACUGGCUGGAUAUUAUUAGUGUCAUGGUGGUGUCACCAGAGGACCCAGCUAGUAUUAAUUGUGAGCUGUAAUGCAAUGAAUACUCUCCAGGGGCAAACUUGUUAAUGUCUUGAUGCCUUUCAUUUAAGUUCCUUGUGGAGGUGCCUGUGAAUAUCAAGCCUUGGAUUAGGGGUCUCUCUUUCUUGAAACUCUGCAAAGGGAGCUGCUGUAACUAGGCCUGGGGUUGCUUGUUUAUAUUUAAUUGUAUUGGAUUACCUGUGUCAUAUUACAUCCCAAGCACCAUCGCUCAUCUUUAUAUCUCCUUUUAUAAGGAACAUCCAUGAGAUUUUAAAGAAUGCAUCUUAAGAGCUGUACUACAUCCUUCUUAGCAGUUGUGGGAAAUUACCUGCUACAAUUGUUUAUCCCGUAUGAUGGGCUCCUUCUCUGUAAACCUGAGACACCUUCUGUUGGUGGAUGCAAGGGACACACACACUCUCACACACACACUCACACACUCACUCUACAUAGUAUGCAAAACCAACGUUUCGGUCCCCAUUGGGACCUUUAUCAAGGUGAAUAAUACAUACAAAAAGCUUGUUUAAAUAGCCUCCGCCCCCAAGGUAAGGAGGUACUCGUGACAUCAUGUGCAUAAAUUGUUUAUAUAUAUAAUUUUAGUUACAGUACAUUUUUGAUCUUCAUGCACUGCUCAGUUUGAGGGGAAUUGCCAGGGUGAGGUCCGUUGGCAUCUCGGAGUAUCGGGUGCCACGAAUAGAGGGAGAACUUUAUGGGUGUCCAUGCAGACCAGUGCAGUAAAGCCCACCCUCAUCUAUAAAUACUUCAGAAAGAAAGAGUAUGUGCCCAGUAUGUGAUAUGUGCACUCACACAUUACUGUCUAUUUAAAGAGAUCCUCAUUGACCAACAUCUGAUUUUCUGUUGAAGACAAGGGAGAAAUGAAUACCUACUAAUUUAGGCCCCAGGAAUGUGUGAUCUCUUUCGGAAUACCUGGGACCCCAGGGUUUUUGGUUUUUUUAGAGCAAAUUUACUAAAUUAAACCAUGAAAAUAAUUUGCUUUGCCAGCAACACCUUUAUAUAUGCUGAAUGAGUUGAAAUAUAUGUUGUCUUAUUUCAAAGGAACAGUAAAUUGGAUUUAUGA